ACAGUAAAUACACAUACAAAUUUGGAUAAUAUUGAUUCAGAUAGUGACUCUGAAAUUAUUAAAGAUGGGUUUGAAGUUGAAACUACUGAAGGUUAUAGCAUUAUAUUCUCUAAAAAGUUGGAUAAUACUAUUAAAAAAUUAAAAAAUGAAAUUAAAAGUAAUAAGCAUAAAACAAGUAUUAUAGUAGCAGAAGCAGCUGGAAAGGGUAUUUAUCAUGCUUGUUGUAUAUGUUUAUGGACAACAAAUUAUAUUAAAAAUGGUUCCUUUCUUCAAUCCAACAAAUGGAAUGUAAAUCUAAAUAAACUAGCAAAACAUGUAAAUGAGGAGAUACUUCCAAGUCUUUGCUUUGAUUCUUCUCCAACUAUAUAUAUACAAACAGUUCAUAAGUGGUUAAAAACAUUUGGUUUUGAAUACUUAGAAAUUAGAAAAGGAAUGUAUAUGAAUGGUCAUGAGCAUAUGGAUGUGGUGGCUUAUUGUGAAAGAUUUUUGGAAAGAAUGGUAUUAUAUAAAAUGCAAAUAAUAGUUUUUUCAAGUGAAAAUAUGGAAGAAGAAACUCGACCAGCAUUUAAUAAUGUU
Messenger RNA from Racocetra persica, 576 nucleotides. The record is from the annotation of a GenBank genome assembly. NCBI's taxonomy places the organism in Eukaryota, Fungi, Glomeromycota, Glomeromycetes, Diversisporales, Gigasporaceae.